Molecule: messenger RNA, 2736 nt
Organism: Torulaspora delbrueckii
Lineage: Eukaryota; Fungi; Ascomycota; Saccharomycetes; Saccharomycetales; Saccharomycetaceae
Exons: 1
Coding region: 1-2736 (911 amino acids)
Source: RefSeq, a predicted model, not a curated record
AUGCCUAUAAAUGGUAAAGAGGAGAAAGUUCAGAGUGUUGUGACUGAUGAGGCCAAUAUUCCUGAGGCCAAUGAUCCCGAAGUCGAGAAUGUUGUGGUCUUAGAGAGUAAGGCUAGCACUGCAAAACCGAAUGCAAAUGAAGAGGUGCCAGUGACUCCAAUUGAUCAGAUUAAGAUGGAAAUUGGGGAGGAGGAAGCUGAAAUCUCAGGCAACGCUCAUCAAGAAGCUAAACCUACAGUAGCGGCGGUUGAUGAAGGUUUGGAAACCAAAUCUCAACCAGAGGUAUUAGUCUCAGGUGAAGAUGAAGGAUUGCAAGGUACUACUCAACCUGAGGUUCCACCGCUUGAGAAAGAAAAGAAGUUGAACAACGAUUUUCAACCUGAGGUUUCAGCACCGGCAAAAGAUGAAGGUUUAAAGAACCUAGCGAAAAUUGACCCGAAACCUAUUGCCGAGUCUGCAAUGCCCGAUGUUAAUAACCUGAAAGAAGAGGAAAUCGAAACCUUAGAUGAAGGAUUAGGAGUGAAUGCGCAGUUGGAAAAAAAGCCAAUUCCUGAGCCAGAAGAGGUAGAAAUAAUUAACGCAACUCCAAAGAGGCCAAUUCCUGCGAUUCCAGUCCCCACGACACCUGUCCCCACGACACCGGUCACUACAACACCUGUUACUACGACACCUGUUCCUGCAACACCUGUUCCUGCAACCUCAGAGAUAGCGGCUGCUCAUGCAGUUCUGGAGAAGGAAGAGCUCAAGGUGAAGGAUGCUAUAGAGAAUUAUAGCCUACCACCAUUGCCUUCGAGGGAUCGCAUAGCUUCUCAAGAGGUUGCAAAAACACCAUCAGUGCUAACACCAGGCAGUCCUGCGGCUAUUCAAUCACCCAUAUCACCCCCGCUACCUAAAAGAGAGUUCAAGAAAUACCCUGUCCCACCUCCACUUCACGAAGAGAUGCAAUCAGAAGAGUUUAGGCAAAAUAUGGCAGUUGCUAAUGGGCCACCACAACCGCCUCCAAGAAUUAACAAGGCUAAGAGAGUAGAAUCUGCUGCCGAUAUGAGUUUGAUUGUAAACCGGUUUCGUCAGACGAGUCAUCACUAUCAGCGGCAAGACGAACAGUCAAGGGAGGACUUGGAACGUGGUAAAAACAUUCUAAAAUCAUCAUACUCAACGUUUUUAGAGAGUCUGCCAGCAACAGCGAGUCCAAAGCGACUACUUCGCGAUGAAACAGACCUGGCUGGUGUUACAGAAGAGUUGGGCGAUUUGCACGAUGACGAAAGAGCAUUGAUUAAAGUUGACUGGGCAUACUGGACUCAAGUCGUUAAUGAUUUCCCAUCUGUUGCGAGCGAUCCUGAGAAGCUCGAGAGAGCAAUUACAGGCGGUAUACCUCCACAAAUUCGUGGAAUUAUUUGGCAAUUAAUCGCUAAUUCCAAGUCCAAGGAAUUCGAGGACAUAUAUUUGACUUUAUUGGAUACCGAGUCACCACAUGAGGCAAGUAUUCGGAGAGAUCUGAAACGUACAAAGUUCAUUCCUGAUGAUAAAGUGGAGAGCCUUUACAAGGUUAUGAAUGUUUACUCAGUAUAUGAUCCAGAUGUUGGAUAUACACAAGGAAUGGCCUUCAUUGCGACCCCUCUCAUAAUGAACUGUGAGACUGAAGCUGACUCGUUUGGUUUGCUGAUCAGGCUCAUGAAAAGUUAUGGGUUGCGAGAGCUCUUUUUGCCCGACAUGCCUGGAUUGAUGCUCUUGUUGUAUCAGUUCGAUAGGCUUUUUGAAGAAAAUUCACCACAACUUUACAAUCAUUUGACGAGGCAGGGAGUGCGUUCUUCCAUGUAUGCGACUCAAUGGUUUUUGACCUUUUUCGCAUAUAGGUUUCCUCUGGUUUUUGUAUUGAGAAUUUAUGACAUUGUGUUUGUUGAAGGUAUUGAAUCUGUCCUUAGAAUUGCAGUCAAUUUGAUGCUCAAAAAUUCAAAACAACUCCUUCAACUAAAAUUUGAUAAACUACUUGACUUCCUGAAGAACGAACUAUUUGCAUACUACCUGAAGGAUUCAGUUAAAAGAAGAAUUUCUAAAGUAAAUUCCCAAGACGAUGGCAGCGAUGCAGGUUCGGUGCUUAAGAAAGACAUAAGCUCAAAUAAACAUACUGAAGGCGAGCUGCCCGAGAUUACGGACGAAGAUUAUGAUAUAGACGCAUUUGUUCAAGAUGCAAUGCACGAUGUGCACGUCACGCCACUCUCUUUGAAACGCUAUUCAGCCGAAUAUGAAGAGAUUCAUGAGCUCGAACAACAAAAGGAGGCUCAGUAUGAAUCUAUCAGGAUCAAAAAUAAUCAGUUGCAGCUGGAAGUUAGAAAGCUUGAGCGUGAUUACACACUUCUCAAUAGAGAACAUGUUGAGAUAGCCAACGAACUGAUCAAAAACAGAUUAAAGAUAGAAACGCUGAUAGAUGAAAAUAAGGAUCAAAAAUCCACCAUACUUACUCUGAAGAAAGAGUUGGAAGAAGAAAGACGGAAACAAGAGUUGCCAAAUCCAGAUGCUGCAAUUCCAAGCGACUUGAAAGAAGACCUUGAUAGAACGAUACGGAGGAACGCUGAAGUUAUGGAUGCCAAUAUAAAGUUGCAAGACAAGAUUAAUGACCAGGAAAGAAUUAUUGAACUGCUUAAGGCAGGCAAUAAAGCAGGUGCUCAGAGCUUUAGGGCUUCUAAACCUCCAAUAGCUAACGCAUUCACUAAGCUGUUCAAAAACGACAACAACUAG